AAUUGUCUGUGCAUCUCGGGUGUUAAUCUGCUGAUUCGUGCGUCGUAGAGGUAAUGAACAAGCGUUUGGACCAUGGUGGCUUGAAAAACUUUCAAAAAUGGGGAAAAUUAAACCACUUUUUUGAAGACAUGGAAUUGUGAGAACCGAAGAAAAAUCCAUGCGGUCUGUUGAAUUCAGGUGCAAUUGACCAACAACGAAUAUUGAGUAUUCUAAAAUGGAGAACCAGCUGAUGCAUACCAAUGAGACGGGCAUACGUGUGGAAGGUGCUUACCAGAUCGAGCCAAGUGUCUUUGAGAACAAUGACCUGAAUGACUUGCACUAUAAAAUAAAGACUGAACCUCCAGAUGAGUUUGAAACUAUUGGGCUGCAAAGGGCUAUUUGGUCUUAUGACGAGUUCAUGUCGGAACAACAUGGGUUACCAUCAGACAUGUCAGAAGCACACCAAAGUGAAACCAUGGACACGCACGUAUUUGAUCGGAUCAAAAUUGAACCACAGGACUAUGACAGGUCUCGGCACUUAGGAGAAAAUGGUGUGGUCGUCAAGUCUGAGCAAGUUUCUGAUGAAGAACAGCUCAAUUCAGGUGAUUUGGCCCAGCCUCAGGAUUUCAGAAGUUAUCCAAGAACAAUUGAAACUACCUCUGACAAUUUGCUUAUGCAAGGAAGUCCAAAAACCUCUGACAUCGAAAAAAUGGAAUGUGGUGCGGGGUUUUCGAUAGGUUCCAACCACUACCAAGUUCGUUCCGAUGAACUGUUCCUCAAUGGUGCUGUAAAAUCAGAACCACUGGAAGCCGAGGAUGAUCACAACAGUUUGACUGCGGCAAGUGCGGUCAGAUGGGACAAUGUGUCCACUCAACAUUGGAAAGUGAAGAAUGAAAGGGACACUAUUGCAGAACAUUUAGACGCUCCUGAGUCAGCUCCAAGAUGUCAAAAUACGGGUGCAGUAUCAGAUAAAACUGUUAUCUUUGUGAAUUUGGACACGCUAACAUCAGAAAAUACGUCUAACAAGCCAGGUGCUGAAUCCCACGAGGCCCAAAUCUUCAUUUGCGAUGAGUGCAAUCAGUCUUUCGGGUCGUAUAGGGGACUUAUUCAACAUCAAACUUCACACGUUGACGAUGCUGGACAGAAGUCGUACAAAGUAAAGUUAAACCUCACCAUAUUCCGGUGUCAAAAAUGUGGAGGUAACUUUUGUGAUUCUCACUCUCUGAGUCAGCAUGUAUGUAACAUUGAGGAACAAGACAGUGUGUUUUCAGGCCUUUAUCAAGAAUCUUAUCUGGAAGAUGGACGAGGAAUAGAACAUUUGACAUAUUUGGAGAGUGGCAGUAUGUGUGAAUGUAGGAUUUGUGAGAAGAGAUUUUCUUCGGUGGAGGUCCUGACAAGGCACAGAGAUGCCUACGGGCACAACCAAUGUCGCAAAUGUUGCACGCUGUUCUCACGCAUGAAGUUUAUGGGGAGGCAUGUUUCCAAUGCUGGAAAGAACUUGAUACGGUGCUGUUCAUGUGCUUGUCUGUUUGAACGAAAAGAAGCUGUGUUAUGUUCUUCGGGGCUGUCUGACCAGGCACUUAAAUUUCAUAACAGGUUGUACGAUGAAGAAUUCGUUGGAAGUAAUGUUGGACAGAAAUGUAACCAGCGCUCUGAAAAUGUUAGUAAUCAUGUUAAGUGUGAGAAGUGCAAUAAUGUGUUUAAAUCAUAUGACUCAUUGAGACGGCAUGAUGAAAAGGCUCAUCCGACUGCCAGGACUUACAAUUGCAAGUAUUGUGCAAAGGAGUUUGAGCGGAAGGACAGCUUGAUCUGUCAUGAAGGGAUCCAUAAGGGAACUAAUAAGGCCAAAUCUCUGCCGAAUGUUGUGACGAAAGACCGUAAGAAUCGAAAGAUGAAUAUUGACGAUGCCGAUUUUUCUCCAUAUCGUGCACAGCGUGGUGGCAAAGUUGACCGUGGUACAUUAAGAGGGCGUGGUAAACCAAGGAACAAAACUGUGACACUCUGCUGCAAUGACAGUGACACUCAUGAAGAUAAAAGUCAACAGAAUUCCGCGAAAGGAGUUUAUCAUGUUAGUAGGCGUACCUGUAUGGCUGUCAAUGAUAAUGGUGAAUACUGUACAGGAAAAUAUAAAAUUGAUUUGGCAGAUAAUGAGAGGAGGUGUCAGAAGUGUGGUGCUAAGCCUAACUAGCAUGGCUUAGCUUAUCAUAUCAUCAUUACCGGCGUCGUAAUCCUAAUUGGAUUUUUGCCGGAGGUAUAGUGUCCACUAUAGGCUACUGUCCACCUAUGUGGGAUCUUUUACUUGCCCUGGCAUAUACACUCGGGUACCAAGAGACCAUGGCUUUUAGUUUCAUCCGACAGACCCUUGAGUAUUUCAUGCGUUGUACAUGUAUGUGUUGUGAAGAGCCAGGAAUUUUAGUUUUUGGGGUCAUCCUGAAAAUAUUGAAAAAGGUCUAGUCUCUUAUUUUGCCUGCUCUUGAAAGACUACUCCUGGCAUCAGUUAACCUGUAUGUAUAGUGAGACGUUGUGCAUCAAUUACGACUCCCACUCCAACUUUAACUUUAAGAGUGAAUUACUGCCAUCUAGUGACAACUUCGAUUUAAAUUUAGUGAUGAACGUUUUUAGCUCACCUCUGGGGAGCUUAUACCCUGCCGUGGCGUCUGUCGGAUGUCGCCGUCCGUCGUUUAGUGGAGCACGUUUCGUCACCGCUAGGGCUAGAUGGCUAAAACUUGGUGUGAUGGUAGCUUUGGGCAAUAUGCCCAGACCAAUUUGUCUUUUUCGCGAUAUGACCUACUUGCUGGCCUCCAGGCGGCCAUCUUGGAAAUUGUUUUUGCCUUUUUGGCUCACCGUAGGGGAGUCUAUACGAUAGCUCUGUGUCCGUUGUCGUCGUCGUCGUCGUCAGUUGUAUCCUGUGGCACGUUUCUUAACCGCUUGUGCUAUGAACCUGAAACUUUGUAAACAUCAUGCUCAAGGUCAUAUGUACCCUGACACUGAAUUUUGCUCUGGUCUGAUUCUUGACUUUGCCACCAGGGAGCUAAAACCGAAAAGUUAAAUGUGCAAUAUCUCAUUUAUUACUGAUUUGUUUUUGACAAAAAAUUUAUGGUGGGUACCCCUAGCAAGGGUACAUCACAUAUCGUACGGGUUUUUGAUUUUACCUACUUUUCAAGGUCACAGAGGUCAAACUCUAAAAUUUCACCGAUAGUGGCACGUUUUGUCUUUAUUCGUCCUAUAGUCUUUAAAUUUGGUAUGUAGACACCUGUUAUAUAGCUCUACAUGUUGACAAAAAAUCAGGUCGAUGUGGCGUACUUUUCAAGGUCACAGAGGGCAAAUGGUGUGAAUGGACCGUUUGUGUGUAAAUAUAGCACGUUUCUUAUCCACUAAAGCUAUGAAAUUUAAACUUGGUACACAUGACCCCCUAGGUCAGAUGACCUGUGACACUGAUUUUCGAUCCGGUCUUAUUCUUAACUUGGCCACCAGGGGGCCAAAACCAAAAAUUUUGAUAGUGCCAUAUCUCGCUUAUUACUGAUUAGUUUUUGGUAAAAAUAUUAUGGUAGAUACUCCUAGCAAGGAUACAUCACAUAUGAUACGGGUUUUUGAUUUGUCAAGGUCACAGAGGUCAAAUGGCGUAAAUUGGCCAUUUGAGCGUAACUGUGGAACGUUUGUUAACCCCUGAGGCUAUGAACUUGAGACUUUGUACAAAGGACCCCCUAGGUCAGCUGACCUCUGACCCUGAAUUUCAGUCCGGUCUGAUUCUUGACUUGGCCACCAGGGGACCAAGGUGAAAACCUAGAAAGUGUGAUAUCUCGCUUAUUAGUGAUUCGUUUUCAAUAACAUUUUUAUGGUAGGUUCUCCUAGCAAGGAUACAUCACAUAUCAUAUGAGUUUUUGAUAUGACCUGCUUUUCAAGGUCACAGAGGUCAAAUGGCGUAAAUUGGUCGUUUGAUUGUUACUAUGGCACGUUUCUUAACCACUAAAGCUAUGAACUUGAAAUUUGGUACACAUGACUCCCUACGUCAUGUGACCUCGGACAUCGAAUUUCGAUCUGAUCUGGUACUCACCAGGAGGCCACCAGGAGGCCAAAACUAAAAUAGGUAAAAAGUGCAAUAUCUCGUUUAUUAGUGACUUGUUUUUGAUGAUAUUCUUAUGGUACUUACUCCAAGCAAUGAUACAUCACAUGUCAUACUGACUUUGGUUUGACCUCUAUACUAUACAUGUACAAUGUUUCUUAACUUGGAUGAAUUCCAAAGCACCAAAUAUCUAUACGGUGAGCACAAUGGCCCCUGGCCGUUUCAUUAAAGCUAAUGGUUGUACGUAGUGACGAGAUUUUUGUGGUGGGUGUAUCUAAUAAGGUUAAAUGAUAUAUCACCCGGGUUUUGAUUUGACCUACUUUUCAAGGUCACGGAGGUCAAGGUUCACUAAAUCACCGAUAGGUGGCACGUUUAGUUUCUAUUUGAGCUAGAAGGUUCUAAACUUGCUAGGACUUGUAUCUAGGGACCCUCUUUUCUACCCCAUACAUUUGUCCGGCUCGACUUCAAAUAUCCAUCUUGAAAAUUAAACAACGUCGGAUUGCAACCAAAUUUCAUGUGAUUGUAUAUCUAUGUACUCUCUACAACAUCCCUGAUUUUCAGUCAAAUACAUUGACGAAUAUGGCUGCAGGGCGGCCAUCUUGAAAAUUAAACAAAGUCCUAUUACUCCGAAACUAAUGACCGAAUUGCAACAAAACUUCAUGUGAUUAUGUGUCUAUGUACUCUUAUCAAUAUCCCUAAUUUUCAGUCAAAUCCCAUGGUCAUAUGGUUGCCAGGCCGUCAUCUUGAAAAUCCAACAAAGUCUUAUUACUCCUAAACUGUUGAACAGAUGUCAGCCAAUUUCCAUGUGACAUGUACACUAUUCAAUAACCCUGAAAUUCAGUCACCUUUAUAACCAAAAUGCUAUACUUAGAUGGUACCGGUAAUUUUCUUUUGUGCCAUUGAGCUGAGAAGAAUAAUAUUAUUCAAUGGAAUCAAAGCUGGUGAAACUAGCCAGAAACUGUUCUCCCCACACCCACUUCAAAUGACAUGCAUUACAUUACCCAAGGUGAGCACAUGGUCCCUGGACCAUUUCAUCGUAUAAAUAAACUACAUGUACAUGUGCAAGGAUUUUAAAAUUCCAGAUCGGACCUGUGCAUAACGAGGAAAUCAUGAAGUUGUAUUCCAAGUCGUAGUGAUUGCCCACGACUUGGAUGACGACUUCAUUAUAUCCGUCUUAUUCGCAGGUCCAAUUUGUAAUUUCAAAAAUAAUUGUGUAGAAACAGGAAAUUUAUCAAUAUGAAAGCGUUUAAUAAUUCAGUUAAAUUGAAGAUUUGUCUAAAUGACUGUCAGCCUCAACUUGGUUGAAGUCGGGAGUGGGAGUCAUAAUGGUGCGCAACCUCUCUAUUACAUGUGACCCAUUGCACCAAAUGGCAGUAAAUCACUUUGAGGGCAUGAGUUGUCAAGAUGUUUAUAAAGCUAAGGUUAUAAGUUUUGAUACCUCUACCAUAUUUGUAUAUUUUGUAGUUGGAGCACAGGCAUUUGAAAUAAAGAGCUCAAUAUAGCCCCCCCCCCAUACGAAACCCCACUGCCACUAACAACACACGUAAAGAAUGGUUGUGCGUGUUGUCAGUGGGGGGUGUUUGUCAGUCGAUUGGGGGACUGUGUGUUUUGGGGGAGGGGGGCUAUUGGGCUCUUAAUUUCAAGUGCCUGUGGUUGUAGGCGGAAGUCCAUGGAUGCUUUUAUGAUCCAGUCUGCUCUAUUGCAACGUUUGUUGUAUUUUACUGAUAUUUCACUGAUCUUGUGUGGAUAACUCACGUUCCACCUAGCUGACAGCAAUUUUCAAAGAAAUGAACCCCAACAAAUCUCAUGCGUCACCUAAUCUUGGAUGUAAUCAUUCAUAUGAGAGAAAGACCACUUUAACAAAGAUCAUGUUGUGAUUAAAAAAAUAAAUAAAAUACUUCUUGGUCUCGAUUGAAUGUGUUGCUGUAGAUGAAAUCAGUUUAGUUCAACAUAAAUGUAUUCAUACAGGAGAAACACCAUUUGUAGAUUAGCAGUGCAUAAAGUGACCAAAGAUGAACUAAGUCUACUUUGACAUGAAUGUAUUCACAUCGGAGAGAGACUAUUGAGACAGGGUGAUGGUGAAAUCAGUUUAGUUCAACAUAAAUGUAUUCAUACAGGAGAAACACCAUUUGUAGAUUAGCAGUGCAUAAAGUGACCAAAGAUGAA
Messenger RNA from Lineus longissimus, 6208 nucleotides. Its product is annotated as zinc finger protein 331-like. The coding region runs from base 215 to 2167 and encodes 650 amino acids. NCBI's taxonomy places the organism in Eukaryota, Metazoa, Nemertea, Pilidiophora, Heteronemertea, Lineidae. Gene Ontology annotation, biological process: regulation of gene expression. The record is from RefSeq and is a predicted model, not a curated record. Gene Ontology annotation, cellular component: nucleus. The transcript has 4 exons.